AUGUUUGGGAUCACAUCUGCCCCAGAAGUAUAUGAACAUAUCAUUCAACAGGUUUUACCGGGAUGUGAGGGCGUUCAAAAUAUUGCAGAUGAUAUAAUUGUGCAUGGCCCAAAGAUUGAAUUGCAUGAUCAAAGGUUAACCAAAGUGUUGGAAAAAUUACAAGAGAAAGGACUUACUCUCAAUCCAGAGAAAUGUGAGUUCCGCAUAACCAAAAUUACCUUUAUGUGUCACUUAUUGUCUGAUAAGAGAAUCGGGCCCACUAAAGAGAAAGUGAAAGCAGUGGUUUAUGCCAGGGAACCCAAGUCCGGAGUUUCCUGGGUUUGGUUAAUUUUUGUAGUCGGUUUAUACCAGAUUUGGAUACUAUUGCUGAGCAUUUACGAAAGCUAACUCGCACGACAACACCUUUUGUUUGGGGUGAGGAACAAAAGAGCUCGUUCCAAGAACUGAAAGAUAAGAUGUCCAGUGCCGACUCGUUAGCUUAUUUCGAUAAAGAAGUCUAUAAAUAG
Molecule: messenger RNA, 506 nt
Organism: Paramuricea clavata
Lineage: Eukaryota; Metazoa; Cnidaria; Anthozoa; Malacalcyonacea; Plexauridae
Source: the annotation of a GenBank genome assembly